Podospora anserina S mat+ is the source of this 993-nucleotide messenger RNA. RefSeq lists its product as uncharacterized. Bases 1 to 993 code for a protein of 330 amino acids. NCBI's taxonomy places the organism in Eukaryota, Fungi, Ascomycota, Sordariomycetes, Sordariales, Podosporaceae. The record is from RefSeq and is a predicted model, not a curated record. The transcript has 4 exons. Gene Ontology annotation, molecular function: nitronate monooxygenase activity.
AUGCCUUUCGACACGGAGCUGACCCGCCGGCUCGGCAUCGCUGUCCCUGUUGUUCAGGGUGGCAUGCAGCAUGUUGGAUACGCUGAGAUGGCGAGCGCUGUGUCCAACGCCGGCGGCUUGGGCAUUAUUACUGCCCUCAUCUUCCCAGAGCCCGAGGGCCUCCGCCAGGAGAUCCGGAAGUGCCGGAAGCUGACCAGCAAGCCAUUCGGUGUCAACAUCACUCUCCUGCCUGCUCUCGUCCCCCCAAAUUACGAGGCCUACGCCCAGGUCAUCAUUGACGAGGGCGUCAAGAUCGUCGAGACUGCCGGCAACUCUCCCGGGCCUGUGAUUUCCAAGCUCAAGAAGGCCGGCUGCAUUGUCCUCCACAAGUGCACAACGAUCAGGCAUGCCCAGUCCGCCGUUAAGCUCGGCGUCGACUUUUUGAGCAUUGAUGGUUUCGAGUGCGCUGGCCACGUUGGUGAAUCAGACAUUACCAACUUUAUCCUCCUCAGCAAGGCGCGCCAGACCCUCAAGGUGCCCUUCAUCGCCUCUGGUGGCUUUGCUGAUGGCCAAGGUCUGGCCGCCGCCCUGUGCCUCGGUGCCUGCGGCGUCAACAUGGGCACCCGGUUCCUGUGCACGGUCGAGUCCCCUAUCCACCACAACAUCAAGGAGCAGAUUGUCAAGGCGCAGGAGACCGACACCACGCUCGUCCUCCGCCGGUGGCGCAACACUACCCGUCUGUACAAGAACAAGGUGACGGAACAGGCGCUCAAGGUUGAGCAGGAGAGCAAGACGGGCGAGUUCUCCGAGAUUGCUCCCUAUGUCAGCGGAAAGCGCGGCAGAGAGGUGUUCAUCAACGGAGACCCAGAGUACGGUGUCUGGACUGCUGGUCAGGUUAUCGGUCUCAUCAACGACAUCCCGACCUGCAAGGACCUGGUUGCGAGAAUCGAGAAGGAGGCCGAGGAUACUCUCAAGGAGCGACUUGCGUUGGUUAAGCCGGCGCCUAAGCUAUAG